AGUAAUUUCGUCAAAAAAGAAGGGUAUGUGAGUAAUUUAGAAGACGGCAAUUUAACGACGCCGGUAAGCAAGGUUGAGUUUGAUUUGAGAGUUCGGAGAAUAUGAUACUUGCGGUGCUUUUUGCGAACGCCGAAGGCAAUAUCCUCAUCGAACGUUUUCAUGGAGUUCCUGCCGAGGAGCGCUUACAUUGGCGUUCUUUUUUGGUCAAACUAGGAGCUGAUAAUCUUAAAGGUGUAAAAAAUGAAGAACUCCUAGUUGCUUGCCACAAGUCAGUUUAUAUCGUAUACACAAUACUUGGAGAUGUCAGUAUAUACGUUGUGGGGAAGGAUGAGUACGACGAACUUGCUUUGUCGGAGGUGAUCUUUACAAUAACCUCAGCUGUAAAGGAUGUAUGUGGAAAGCCUCCAACUGAGCGCCGUUUCCUUGAUAAGUAUGGAAGAAUUUGCUUGUGCUUGGAUGAAAUUGUAUGGAAGGGAUAUUUGGAAAAUACAGAAAAAGAAAGAAUCAAGAGACUGAUAAGGUUGAAGCCUCCUACCGAGUUCUGAAUGAGAAAUCCUGACAGUCAUUAGAAUCAGCAGUUUGAGGUGUGUUGAGCAUCUUGUGAGUUAUAAUGGCAAGACACCGAGGUCAGGCAAACCUCUGAAUAUGAUAAUUUUUUCUCUAGUAUGGUGCAUGUGAGGAUUUUGCUCGGCCAAUAAAUAUUUGUAUAACAUUCUCAAAUUAUACAUCUUUUAUGUUGUAACAUCUAUAUUGUUGAUUUUAUUCUACCUUUACCUUGUAGAAUGUGUGUUUUUCAUUCUUCUCUGUUUGCUCUUUUAAGUAGUAUAUUUUUGUUAGAUGAUA
Messenger RNA from Cicer arietinum (chickpea), 843 nucleotides. RefSeq lists its product as uncharacterized. Gene Ontology annotation, biological process: intra-Golgi vesicle-mediated transport; intracellular protein transport; retrograde vesicle-mediated transport, Golgi to endoplasmic reticulum. The record is from RefSeq and is a predicted model, not a curated record. Gene Ontology annotation, cellular component: COPI vesicle coat. NCBI's taxonomy places the organism in Eukaryota, Viridiplantae, Streptophyta, Magnoliopsida, Fabales, Fabaceae.